Cadophora gregata is the source of this 414-nucleotide messenger RNA. RefSeq lists its product as uncharacterized. The transcript has 3 exons. Lineage: Eukaryota; Fungi; Ascomycota; Leotiomycetes; Helotiales; Ploettnerulaceae. The coding region runs from base 1 to 414 and encodes 137 amino acids. The record is from RefSeq and is a predicted model, not a curated record.
AUGGCAAUCAUCUAUGACAAGCUGCUCAGCUCAGCUCCGCCAUUGACUUUAACAAUGAGUCUGAACCCGAUAUCGACGACGACUCAAGCAUUAGGUCCGCUUCUGAUGCAGAUGAGCACGAUUCCGUGCCCUGAGUGCAACACGUAUGAUGAUGAUGGCCUCUCUGUUCUUGAUUCUGAAAACGAACAUGAUUCUGAGUACAUCAUCAAUGAUCCAGAGGCUGAAAAAGCCAUUAUCUCCCAAGUUCAACCUGGUCCCGCAAGUCUCCAAAUUCUCACACCCUUGCUCGACCAAGAAUCUGCCGGUCGCUACCGCAAUGUCGCCGAUGAGAUCAAGGGCCGCAUCACAGCAUAUGUCUUUAUGCCGAGUGAGCGCGUUAUCAGCGUUCGCUGGAGCCACAUCAACAUGACAUGA